AUGGCUCCACGAACUCCGGAGGAGCGCAGCGUCGCAGCCAAGAAGGCCGCUGCGAUCAGGAAAGCUAACAGAGAAGCUGCCGCUCAGAGAGCUGCGUUGCUGGGUCUCGCCUACGACCAGUUCGACCUGCCGCUAGAACUCGAAGAGGAUGCGUGGCAGACGGAGUUUACUGGCUCUGUGCACGGCAGAGUGACCGAAGAUGAGCUUGCUGAAGACUGCAAGACGAAAGUAUGGCCGCUUGCUCAGCAACAUGCUCUACGGCACUACUUCAACCGCGCAAAGAAGGCAUGCCAACAGAUUUCUCUGGAAGGCAGCGAACACUGGGCGCACAAGGCCGUUCGUGCUCUGGCAGAGAGGAGAGAGUAUGCUUGUGGCGGUUUGCAUUACUCUUUGUAUGGGGGUUCGGAGGAAGAGUCCAGCGCCAGAGCAGAGGCCCUGCGCCACUUUGAAGCAACGGUCCAGCGCUACAGCGAGUUCCGAGAGCUUUACGCACUGGAGGAGCAGGACGCCCACUAUCUCAGUUUGGAGAAGGGGCUGAAAAGAUGGCGCAAGAUGCUCCGUUCUAUUCCAAGGGGCUGGGCCGCGCAACUCGAUACGGCAAGCAGCUCGGCUUCGAACGUGGCGGAUGAUGAGACACCAGGCGACGACGGUGGAACAGCAGCAGCCUUGAAUCAGAGCGCCGACUUUCAGGGAGAGAAUGCGCAACUCUCUAUGGAGCGCAACCCUUUGGCGGAUUCGGCAGACGAGACACUGCAACGGUCCUUGAGAGAACGGCACGCGCAACCUGCUGUGGGCGGCAACUUUGACAAGUCUCUCGAUUUUGGCCUCGGCACACGAUUCCCCCAAAAUGCACAUCCGCAACCAAGCGCGGCGCGCAACCUUCAGAAGGGCGCACACGGCGGACGCACCGUGCGCAAGCGUUCUCACCUUCCGAGCUCACCAGAGCAUUCCGGUGCCGAGCGCUCUGGUGCUGGCUUGAGCAAAGGAAAGGGUUCAGCUAAGGUGUCACGGACGGCCUCUAAACCAUCGCCAUCUUUCAAGACGACAGGAAGUCGGGCCUUGAAGAUCAACAAGUUUACCUCCGCCGAGGAACCACCCCAUAGGCUGGGUCCCUCACUGCUUCCAGGACUUUAUCGACUCCCAAAUGGCGCCGUGGUGCUUCUCAAUGCUGGAGUAGUCGUCUCGGUCCAGGGCGACAAGGAUUUUGGACAUCCGAGGGAUUUGUUCAAGGCAUCUCUCACCGGCGCUGCGUUUAUCACGAUGCAAUGGAGAUCCACGCUCUCUCGAUCGCUGUCGUCCAGCGGGCUGUGGGAGCAAGAGCCGGGCGUUUUCUCCAGCUUGCGGGAUGAGUUUUCUUACAGCGCGCUCCUUGACUAG
This is a messenger RNA of Cyphellophora attinorum, 1377 nucleotides long. RefSeq lists its product as uncharacterized. Bases 1 to 1377 code for a protein of 458 amino acids. The record is from RefSeq and is a predicted model, not a curated record. The transcript has 3 exons. NCBI's taxonomy places the organism in Eukaryota, Fungi, Ascomycota, Eurotiomycetes, Chaetothyriales, Cyphellophoraceae.